Messenger RNA from Pseudogymnoascus verrucosus, 1948 nucleotides. RefSeq lists its product as uncharacterized. Gene Ontology annotation, cellular component: membrane. The transcript has 5 exons. Lineage: Eukaryota; Fungi; Ascomycota; Leotiomycetes; Thelebolales; Thelebolaceae. Gene Ontology annotation, biological process: transmembrane transport. The record is from RefSeq and is a predicted model, not a curated record. The coding region runs from base 177 to 1907 and encodes 576 amino acids. Gene Ontology annotation, molecular function: transmembrane transporter activity.
AAUAAAUACGACGUAGAUAAUUGGAGAUUCUCCAAAACACCUCUAGUAUACCAACUGUUUUGCAAGGGCAAUAUUGAGGUUGGCAUUCUGCUAGCCUGCUGACUGAAUAUAAAGCAUAGACGCUGGUUAUUAAGGCUGAGAGCGAUGUAUCUCAUGUCGAAACCAUUGAAUAUCCCAUGGGCUACGCAGACCCGCAUCGAGCUGCUUUAGAGGACAAUCCAGAACACGCCGAAAAGUUGACUCUGUCCGUCGCCCUAUCCGCUUUCUUUCUAGGCACAUCGCUCACUGGGCCAAUUGUGUUUGGCUUCCUCUUCGUCAGCACUAUUCUUGUGCAGCUCACGCAUAAGAUUGGUGGCGAAAACAACAGCUUCUGGAUUCCGUCAGGAUGGAGCGCUGCGGCAGGAGUCGUUUCCUGUAUUGCUGGUCGUCUUUCGGAUAUCUUUGGUCGACGUGAUAUCCUCCUUUUUGGCCAGUUUCUUACGAUCGCGGGGGGAAUUGUUGCUGCAACGGCAAACACAAUGAAUCAGCUUAUUGCUGGAGAGGUCAUGCUUGGCGCAUCUAUUGGCGCUGUAGCUGUAGCCUACGCUGGAAUCUCUGAAAUUCUUCCAAACAAAUACCGUGGCAUCGGCCUAGCUUGGACUGAACUCAACCUGGCUGUUUGGGCUGUUCCGGCUACCCUCCUAGCUAACUUGAUGGUGACCAACGCGAGUUGGCGGAUCAUGUAUUACAUCGCCAUAGGAUAUGGCACAUUUUCCCUAGUUGGCACCGCCUGUGUCUACUUCCCACCCAAAAAUCCUCGUGCUGAUGGUAAGACAAAGUGGCAGCAGUGUAAAGAGCUUGAUUUCAUGGCCAUCUUUCUUUUCGUGGCCGGCCUUGUGGUGUUCCUUUACGGUCUCAACUCUGGUGGCACCACCUACCCAUGGGUUAGUGUUGGCACUCUUGUUCCAUUGGUUCUCGGCUUGACUACCCUUCUUGCUGCAUUUGCGUACGACUUCACCGUUGCAGAUGAUCCAAUCUUCCCGUGGUAUCUUUUCAAGGCCUUUCGAAGAUAUUCAGCCCUCCUCGUUCUCAUCUUCAUUGCUAGCAUGGUGUUUUACGCUGCCGCAGCUCUUAAUGCGCAGACGAUUCUAUUCCUCCAUUCGGCGGACCCUGUCAAGAUCGGGAUAUACUCUCUACCAAGCGGUUUUGCUCAGCUCGUCGGCGGUGCUAUAUUACCUGCCUUUGUUCAUCGCAUUAAACACGUCCAUUAUCAGAUCGCCUUCGGCCUCUUUAUGCAGACCUUAUUUUUCGGACUUGCUGCCCUGAUAACGCCUACCAAUCUUAACUGGCUUAUGGCCGUUCAAUUCCUCGCUAUGUUUCCAUUCGGAUGGGUUACCCUCAAUUGCUACACGACGGCAUCCCUUAAUAUACCUCAACGAGAUCUCGGCGUCGCUAUCGGAUUAAUUGGCAGCUUUCGCUCCAUAGGAGGUUCUAUCGGCUCGGUUCUGUUCUCCUCAAUUUUCAACCAAGUCGCCGCCAAACAGGUUGCUAGUCGCAUCGCCGUGACAGCAGCAAAGGCUGGAAUUACCCCAAAUAUGAUCCCUGCUCUCAUCGGCGCGGUUGAGGGCACGAUAGUGGGCGUUCCUGGCCUAGACGCCAAGUUUCCUAACGUGCCCGCCUCAGUCUUCAGCGAUUGUGUCAGUGCAGCACGGCAUGGGUAUGCUUAUGGACUCCGUAUUACAUGGUUAUCUUCUAUACCUUUUGGCAUCGUUGCUGUCGUCUGCGGUUUGUGUGUCCUGGACCCGUCGAAAUAUUUCACGAAUCACGUUGAAAUCCACCUUGAGAAGGAAAUUGGAAGGGGGGAGUCAUCAGCGCGGGAUAAGGAAAUACACGAAGAAAAGGCUAUGGGUGUUACAGGUUCAGCAUGAUUAGGACUCAGGCUCAGUGCUAGUGGAAGUUUAAACAUAUG